AUGAAGCAAGCGGCAAUCCACGCCAAAGCCGAAUACUUCAAUUCGAGGGCCGAGCCCACGGCUCGGCAGAGCGAACCCAUACAGCGAUCCGCAACGGCACAGGCUUCGCCGUUCGCGCCAACAAGACAAUCUGCCGGCUAUCCUGAGAACCACAAGCGCAAAGACGCCGGAAGCUCCCAAAAGGGCAUUCUAAGAAAAACAAGAGCAGCGGUGCUGUUGAACGAAAACGAGAUCAUCCCGAAGCCAACUUUUCGGAAGCCUAAUCGGCAAGACGGCCGGGACACGGGAAAAUUCUACCGAUACCACCAGCAGAACAGCCACAAUACCGAGGACUGCAUAAGCUUACGAAAAAUUGUCGAACGGCUCAUUCGGGAAGGCAAAUUGGAUCAGUACAUAGCCAGGCCACAACAGGCGCCAGUACCGAACGCCAAUCGGCAAAUCAAUAUGAUCAGCAUGAUCAGCGGAGGGCCAACCCUCGCCGGAGGGUCUAACCGGUCAAGAAAGCAGUAUGUCAGAGUGGCACAAUACCCUCAGGUCCUCGGCAUUGAAGGCAGCCGGCACGCUAAGAUGCUGAAGGUCCGGUGGGAACCCAUCACCUUCUCCGAAGAAGAAGAAGAGGGGAUCAUCUACCCACAUGACGACCCCAUGAUCAUCCGAGCCGAGAUUGCCGCGUUCGAUGUUGGCCGAAUCCUGAUCGACACUGGAAGUUCGGUAAACGUCAUCUUCGCCGAUGCGUUUAAGGAACUCGGAAUAGAUGACAGCCAGGUCAACCGGCAACUCUCGCCCCUCCUCAGCUUUUCAGGAGACUUGGUCCAGCCAAUCGGCAGUGUCAGCUUGCCGAUCACCUUCGGCAUAGCCCCACGAAGGACCAUGGUCUACGACCAAUUCCUUGUAGUGGACUGUCCGACGGCCUACAACGUCAUUGUCGGCCGAACGGCGCUCACGACAAUAAAUGCCCACUUGUCCCCCCACAUGCUACGCAUGAAGUUCCCAACCUGCUACGGCAUGGGGGCAAUCAGGGGUGACCAGUUGAGCGCUCGGAACUGCUAUGCCACGGCAUUAAAAUCAACGGCGCCUCAAAAGCAAAAAGAGACCUUCACGGUCGUGGACUUGCCGAACAGCAACGACCCAGUGGAUGAUCCAAGGGAAGAGACGCCUACUCCGGUGGCACAACCUGCCGAGGAUCUCGAAACCGUGGCACUAUACGAAGGUCAGCCGGACCGGUGCGUAUGGAUCGGUACCUUGUUAAACGCUACCCUCAGAGCCGAAUUCAUCCAGUUCCUUCGGCAGAAUUCGGAAGUCUUUGCCUGGUCCUACAAUGACAUGCCGGGCAUAUCCCCUGAUGUCAUCAACCACAAGCUGAGCAUCUCACCGGUGUUCAAGCAUGUCAGGAAAAAGCGCCGAUCCUACGAUGCCGAACGGUAUGAAGCUAUGAAGAACGAAGUAGACAAACUCAUGACCAUAGGCUUCAUCCGGGAGGCUAUAUACCCGGACUGGCUGGCAAACUUUGUCAUGGUUCGGAAGCCAAAAGGCGGAUGGCGAAUGUGCCAAGACUAUACCGAUCUGAACAAAGCCUGUCCGAAGGACAGCUUCUCGUUGCCACGCAUCGAUCAGUUGGUUGACGCCACUGCCGGUCACGAACUGCUCAGCUUCAUGGAUGCAUACUCUGGAUACAACCAGAUCUUCAUGCACCCUGCUGACAGCGGGCAUACGGCAUUCAUAACGGAUAAGGGGCUAUACUGUUAUAACGUCAUGCUGUUCGGCCUGAAGAAUGCUGGGGCAACCUACCAGAGGCUGGUCAACCGAAUCUUUGCUGAGCAGAUCGGCAGCACGAUGGAGGUGUAUGUAGACGACAUGCUGGUAAAGAGCCGAACGGCAGGGGAACAUCUGGAGAAUCUAUCCCUCAUGUUCGGCAUCUUGAAGGCCUACCGAAUGAGACUCAACCCAACAAAGUGCGUCUUCGGUGUCUCUUCUGGGAGAUUCCUCGAUUUUAUGAUCAGCCAGAGAGGUAUCGAAGCAAACCCCGACAAAAUCAAAGCCAUAAUCAACAUGGAGGUGCUGAAGACACAAAAGGACAUCCAGAGCCUCACCGGACGAGUGGCAACCCUCACUCGCUUCAUCUCCAAAGCCACGGACAAGUGUGCACCGUUCUUCAAAGCCUUGAAAGAGGGCAAACACCAUAUAGAGUGGACUGCCGAAUGCGAUAAGAAGUUUCAAGACUUGAAGGACUAUAUGGGCAGAGCGCCGCUACUGUCUAAACCCCUUCCUGGGGAAACUCUCUCUCUAUACCUAUCGGUAUCCACCACCACCGUCAGCUCAGUACUGAUACGAACACCGGAGAAGGCGGCAGAAUCUCGGUACCCCCCACUCGAGCAGCUGGCUUUAGCUCUGGUCGUUUCUGCCCGAAGGUUGCGGCCCUAUUUUCAGGCCCAUACCAUCACCGUCCUAACCAACCACCCCCUUCGACAUGUAUUUCAAAAGCCUGAAACGUCUGGUAGGCUGGUAAAAUGGGCGAUUGAGCUGGGAGAGUUCGAUGUACAGUUCAAACCCAGACCUGCCGAGAAAGGACAGGCCGUAGUAGACUUCAUCUCCGAACUAACACCUUCGGAAGCAUCGAAACCUGGGAACACCCCUCCACUGAUAAGCCUGCCGAACGGUAGCCAUUUCGACCAGUCAAUUCCUGUCUGGGUCCUGCACGUAGACUGCUCGGCAAACCAACAAGGGUGCGGAGCUGGCUUGGUACUCACCGCUCCCGAUGGAACCGAGAUGGAAUAUGCCAUCCGAUUUAGCUUCCGAACGUCCAAUAACGAAGCAGAUUUAUACCCAAAAUGA
Prunus avium (sweet cherry) is the source of this 2832-nucleotide messenger RNA. Lineage: Eukaryota; Viridiplantae; Streptophyta; Magnoliopsida; Rosales; Rosaceae. The record is from RefSeq and is a predicted model, not a curated record.